AUGAUUAAAAGGGGUAUCACUGAUUUAUUUUACUCCAGUAAAAAAUGUAAAGAAAAUAAGUCACUUACAGAAUUCAAUAGGAAAAUUUUUGUGUUAUUAAUAAAAAAUAAAUUCAUAAAUAUAUUAAAGAAAGAAGUUGACUAUUACAAUAAUGAAAAAAUUAUUACUUGUUAUAAUUCAAUUUUACAUAAAAAAGAAAACAAUAAAAUUCUUUUUUUUAAUAUAAAAAGAUUGUAUUCAAAUGUUAGUAAAAAUCUAACAAAAAAUAAAAAAACACGGAUUAGUUUUGAAGAAAUAGUAAAAAUUUUAAAAUCAUUAAAAAAUAAAAAUUUUAUAUAUGAAGAGAAAAAUAUGGAAAAAAAAAUGAAUUUUCUUUUGCCUCAUAUAUAUGAAGAAUGUAAAAAGAAUUAUGUUCACUUCUCUUGUAUCUUGUAUAAUUUUCAUAAAUUAAGAAAUAAUUUUUCGAAAGAAUACAAAGUAAAAAUAUACAACGAAUUUAAUAAUAUAUUUCUUUAUAAUAUUAAUCUUUUUAGCUUAAAAGAAUUAACUAUUAUAUUGAAAUGCUUAUUAGAAGAAAAUAAUAUGAAUAUUAAUAAUAUUGUCCUUUUUUGUUAUUAUAAAUUUAUCUAUUAUAUAAGUAUAGAUAUUUUACAUAAAAAAAAUGAUAUAUUUUAUUCUAUCUUCUUUUCCGUAUUAAAUGAUAAUUUUAAGGAACAUGCACACAAUUUUUUUGUCUUAAACAUAAAUACUAUAAACAAAGAUUCGGAUAUAAAUUAUUUUUACGAUCUAGUUUAUAAUUUAAAUCAACAUAAGAUUGUCAAAAUAAAUUAUUUUAAAAGUAAAUUAUCGAAAUAUUCAAAUAACUUUUUUAAUUUGCAUGAUGUAUCAUCUUUUAUGUCUUUAUUAAAAAAUUAUAAUUUAAAACUUUUGUCAUUCUAUGCAUUUUUAUCACAUUUGUGCAUAUCGUCUCGUUAUUUUGAUAUGCCUAAUCAUUUUCAAGAACAGCUAGAACAGAAUUUUUUAAUGUAUGAAAAAAAUGGAAAUUUUACUUUUUCUCAAAACAAAUCAUACAAUAAAUUAAAGAAAAAUAAGGAAAUAAAUGAGCGAACAGAUGAAGAAUUAUUCGAAAAAAAAAAGGAUGAAAUAAUAAGAGAUGAUAAAUUAUAUGAAAAAGAAAGUGAAAAAGUAACAAAAGUUGAAUUAGUUCGUUAUUUCAUAAAUAUGGACAAUAGAGAGUAUAUACCUCUUUCUUCAAUAUGUAAUAAGGAAAAUUUAAAUAUUAAUGAAAAUAUUCUUCACAGCAUUUCUUCCAUAAUUUUUAUAAGCAUUAAAAGAAAGCUUAAAAAUAAAUUUAUUUAUAUACUGACAAAUCAUCUAUUAUUAAAAUAUAUAAAUUAUAUAAAUUUAAUUGAUAUAUGUAAUAUACUUGAUUUAUUUAUCUAUGAUGCUAAAAAUUUAAAAAAACAAUAUACCAUUUUUAGUAAAAUGAAAAAUUUAAUUAUAAAAGAAACUAAUAUAAAAACUUUUGCUAUAUUCUGUAUAAGCAUAAUGAAAAUCAAAAAAGAGUUAAAUAAUUACUUUACCGAUAUUAUUAUUUCCAUAUAUAAAAUAAUUCUAAAUAAAGAAAAUAAUAAAAAUAAGUUUAUCAGGGAAAAUGUAGUAAUUUUUAUUAAUAUUUCAAAUUUUUUAUCAGACAAAAAAAUUAGUACAUUAUUUUAUUUAUAUUAUUUAAAUAAGUUUAAGAAUUUUUUGAAUUUUUUAAUUGUUAAGAACAGAACUAACAGUUGUAAUUUAUUUUUGAAUAUAAUCGAUAUUUAUGAUAUACUAAAAACGUCUAUCACUAUUUUUAAAAUUUAUGAAAUUAAUAAUUUUUCCUUAAAAAAAAAAAUAAAUCCUUAUUUAAGUUCAUUAUUGAUAUAUAUCCUAAAAUUUUUAGAAGAUUUGUGUUUUAAAAAAAUUAUUUUACAUGAAGAUGAUUUUUUUUAUUUUUUACGUCCUAAUUUAAACGAUUUUAAUAAAUUAAAAGUUUUAAAUAAAAUAUGUUAUUAUUUAAAUUUGUUAUUUCCUAUAGUAAAAAAUUUGAGAACAAGAAAUAUAGCUGAUAAUAAAACUGUACAACAAUUUUCAAAUAUUUUAUGCUCUUUUAAAAAUAGUAUAUAUAAAAAUUACGAAAUUACUCUUUUUAAUAAUAAGAAAAAUAAAAAUUACACAAAUAUUUUAAAUUUUAUAUUUAUAACUGAUGGCUAUAGUUAG
Molecule: messenger RNA, 2253 nt
Organism: Plasmodium gallinaceum
Lineage: Eukaryota; Apicomplexa; Aconoidasida; Haemosporida; Plasmodiidae
Product: conserved Plasmodium protein, unknown function
Exons: 1
Coding region: 1-2253 (750 amino acids)
Source: RefSeq, a predicted model, not a curated record